AUGCUUGCCACAUCCGAGACUGAGCGCCAGCAACGCGAAGCAGCGAAUUCGCAGACGCCGCUUGGCAAGCUGCCUGGUGAGCUUCGUAACAGGAUCUGGUAUCUGGUCCUUCCAACUGGUGGGGUCGUCAAUACCCGCAGCGAUGACCGCUUCACAUCCUCCGAAUCUGUCGAUUGCGAGAUCGAGAUGGAGUAUCACGAUUGCAGUAAUCCAAACAUCACCGAGGUCUGCCGGUCGAUAAGGGAAGAGACUCUCGGCAUCUACUAUGGCUCCAACACAUUCGUGCUCCACCUCGACAGAGCUCAAGAUUGCCGGACUUGCACGGUGGACGACGAUGAGUCGUGUACUCUGAUCGUCGCAGAGGCAAAGUACUGGAUACGCAGCCGCUCGAAUCCUGCCAUCGAAGCUCUGCGCACCCUGUAUCUCAUGUUGCCACCUUGGGAGCCCGAUCCGGACGAGAAUGGCCACCCGCGAGAACAUGACGGCUACUGCAGAACUCUUGUACGCGUCGAUUGGGUAUCGCAGAAGUCCAAGCUUUGGCCCAUCUGCAAUGCUUGUACAGUCUGCCGGGUAGACUUGGAUCUCAAGCUGCUAGGCGUGCCCGGGACAGUUGAAGUAUGUACCGGUAUAGCGGCUUCUUUCCCCGGCACCAAAGCAGCAAAACUGGUCAAGCUAGUGACCGAAGUAAAGGAGGCGUUGCGAGAUGACCUCCAGUGA
Molecule: messenger RNA, 717 nt
Organism: Fulvia fulva
Lineage: Eukaryota; Fungi; Ascomycota; Dothideomycetes; Mycosphaerellales; Mycosphaerellaceae
Exons: 1
Coding region: 1-717 (238 amino acids)
Source: RefSeq, a predicted model, not a curated record